Vitis vinifera (wine grape) is the source of this 1646-nucleotide messenger RNA. Its product is annotated as phosphatidylserine decarboxylase proenzyme 1, mitochondrial. Lineage: Eukaryota; Viridiplantae; Streptophyta; Magnoliopsida; Vitales; Vitaceae. Gene Ontology annotation, biological process: phosphatidylethanolamine biosynthetic process. Gene Ontology annotation, cellular component: mitochondrion. Bases 99 to 1409 code for a protein of 436 amino acids. The record is from RefSeq and is a predicted model, not a curated record. Gene Ontology annotation, molecular function: phosphatidylserine decarboxylase activity. The transcript has 12 exons.
GAGCAUCCACCGAAAAGCAGAGGACGCCACAAACCAAAUCCUUCGAAAUCCAGUGUCUUGCUCUGACAGUCCGACUCCAACCUACUGCACAAACCAAAAUGAAAUUUAGGGUUUCUCAGAAAUUCCCCAUGUUCAUACACCAAGCAACGCUCAAUCACCGCCAUCUUCACCUCAUUUCCUUCGUGAGAAAACUUCAAACAUCUCGAGCUUCCGUCAAUGGCGGAAGUAGCAGCUCUCAAGGCAAUUCUUUUCUUGUGCCUGGUGCAACAGUGGCUACUAUACUUAUGCUUGGUGCGCUUCAUGCUAGGCGGCUUUACGAUGAUAAGAAGGUAGAAGAUGCAAGGGAGAAAGGACUUGAAUUUGAAUUCCAUCCUGAUGUAAAAGCGACAUUUCUGCAGUUGCUACCUCUACGUUCCAUUUCCAGAUAUUGGGGCUUAUUGACAAGUGUGGAAAUCCCUGUGUGGCUGCGUCCUUAUGUUUAUAGAGCAUGGGCUCGGGCAUUCCAUUCAAACUUAGAAGAAGCAGCUAUGCCUUUGGAUGAAUAUGCUACUUUACGGGAUUUCUUUGUUCGAUCCUUGAAAGAAGGUUCCAGGCCUAUUGACCCUGAUCCAAGAUGUCUGGUUAGUCCUGUGGAUGGCAUUAUUUUAAGAUUUGGAGAAUUGAAAGCAGCAGGAGCUAUGAUUGAGCAAGUAAAAGGGUUCUCUUAUUCCGUUUCUUCUCUUCUGGGUGCAAACUCGCUUCUUCCCAUGAUAACUGAAGAGAAUACCCAUGCAGAGAGUAGUGAACUUGAAAACACUCCUAAAGACCAAAGUAGUAAAUCAUGGUGGAGAGUUUCACUGGCUUCUCCAAAAGUUUGGGACCCUGUAGCAUCAAGUCCAAUGAAAGGCCUUUUUUACUGUGUAAUUUACUUGAAGCCUGGAGACUAUCAUCGGAUACACUCUCCAAUUGACUGGAAUGUUCUUGUUCGCCGGCAUUUUUCAGGCCGCCUUUUCCCUGUGAAUGAACGUGCUACAAGAACAAUCAGAAACCUUUAUGUUGAGAAUGAAAGGGUUGUACUCGAAGGUCAAUGGCAAGAAGGGUUUAUGGGAAUUGCUGCAAUUGGUGCAACAAAUAUUGGCUCUAUUGAGCUUUUUAUUGAACCAGAGCUUCGAACAAACCGGCCGAGAAAGAAGUUUUUUCACUCAGAGCCACCUGAGGAACGUAUUUAUGAACCUGAAGGUGUAGGUGUCAUGCUCAAAAAGGGCGAUGAGAUGGCCGCCUUCAAUAUGGGAUCCACAGUGGUGCUUGUGUUCCAGGCUCCAGUUUCAAGAUCACCCAAAAACCAGGGCUCAUCAGAAUUUAGCUUUUGCACCAGGAAAGGGGAUAGAAUUCGUGUGGGAGAAGCACUGGGAAGGUGGCAUGAUUCAUAGCAACAGUAAUGCACCAUAUAUGACGCAUUUACAUUUGAGAGCAUUUGUACCAUGUUUGUAGACUACAGAACUGACUGUAACUCACUGCAAAUUGCCACAAUGAUGUUAAGAAAAACUGGCAAUAGUACCUUGGAUGGAUCAACUUGUAUUUAUAUUGCCCAUGAAUUUGCUUCAUGUUGAAUCUGUGGUUGAUGUUACAAAAAGUUAAGUCAGUUCCAAAUUAAUUUUUGAGUUAAA